This is a messenger RNA of Drosophila persimilis, 696 nucleotides long. RefSeq names its product ficolin-1. Bases 1 to 696 code for a protein of 231 amino acids. The transcript has 3 exons. NCBI's taxonomy places the organism in Eukaryota, Metazoa, Arthropoda, Insecta, Diptera, Drosophilidae. The record is from RefSeq and is a predicted model, not a curated record.
AUGUCGAUUGCGGAAUCAUAUCCAGCUAGAAGUUUUGUAAACACAUCACACAGUGGUGAUGUUCCUUAUAGUACAUGUCCUUUUGAUCCCAGUGCCCACGGUAUAUAUACCGUACAGGUAGGAAACCUAGAACCUUUUCAAGUUUCCUGCGAUGCAAAGAUCGCUGGUCCCGGUUGGACUGUGAUAGCCCGUCGAACAAACGAAGAUCUGUACUUUUUUCGCGCCUGGCAGGCGUAUAAGAGGGGAUUUGGGAACAUCACAGGCGACUUUUUCAUAGGAAUGGAUAAGCUGCAUGCCAUAACAAAGUCACGGCCCCAAGAGCUGUACGUACACCUGGAGGAUUUCGAUGGAAGAACGAGAUAUGCGAAAUAUAAUGAAAUCAUCAUCGAAAGUGAAAAUGAUUCGUAUCGGAUGUCAAGGCUGGGAAGUUUUAGUGGAGAUGCCGGUGAUUCGAUGCAUAAAUGCAGGAAUCAAAAAUUUACGACCUACGACAGGGACAAUGAUUCCUGGAAAAAAGGUAACUGUGCAACGGAACGCAGGGGUCCCUGGUGGCACCAAAGCUGUGGAGAUAGUAAUCUUUUCGGCUUGUAUGUGAGGGGAACCGUUUCUGGCAUGAAGUGGAAUGGAGUGACAUGGGACUCUUACCGAAAUGACUAUUCAAAUAAAAUAAUUCAGAUGAUGGUUCGUCCAAUAUGA